AUGAAGUCCGACACCGACCUAACCAAGAAGACGUCGGAGUGCCUCAUCAGGAUCUACAUCAACGACCAGGCCGAGCCCUACCUGAUACAACAACGGCUACUGCAAUCUGCAAGCAAGCUGCUGGGCACAGACACGCGCAAGGAGCAAGGUAUCCGUAUUGAGUGCAGCAAGGAGGACGCUACAUGCUGGAGGAUCAUACUCUACUGGAUCGUCCAGCACGAGCUUCCUGACGACGUUCAAACCGAAGAAACCGAUUCUUGGUUCGAUGAAAACCACCUCAUCAUGUGCUGGCUGCUUGCCGACAAGUACGAGAUCCGGUCCUUCCAGGACGAGGCCAUGACGACUCUCAUGGAGUCCUUCAACAGAGCCGGGUGGGACUCAAUGACCGUGGAGACCAUCCUAAAAGUGUUCAAGCAGACACCACGAGGCUCCAAGCUCCGUGAGCUACUCGCAGAGCACGUGGUCGAGAUACAGAAGGUGGAGAAAUACGUGCAUCCACUUAUGGCGGAGUACGUGGAGCCGCAUCGUGGGACUGAGUUCUAUAAGCUCUACAAGAAGAAAGAGAAGGAAUGGGACAGCAUUCUUGGUUUGCCGAAGUGGGAGCAUAAAUUUGCUGAUGCGAACGCCGACUUUUGGAAGAAGUACUUGUAUGCGCCAGAGAAGUGCAAUUUGCUGCGAUUUCGUGGCGAGGAGUAUGUGCAAGGAUGGAGGCCUGGACGAGAAUAUUUUGGUUUGGAUGAGGUAUAA
Messenger RNA from Fulvia fulva, 747 nucleotides. RefSeq lists its product as uncharacterized. The coding region runs from base 1 to 747 and encodes 248 amino acids. The transcript is spliced from 2 exons. The record is from RefSeq and is a predicted model, not a curated record. Lineage: Eukaryota; Fungi; Ascomycota; Dothideomycetes; Mycosphaerellales; Mycosphaerellaceae.